UCCUGCUGCUGCCUCUCAACCGAAUGGGAUUCCAUGUAGUCUGCAGAUAGACUUAACUUUAUAAAGUUUUUUUUCUUUAUUUUUUCAUUGCGAUUAAAAUAUAUUUGUCAUCAUCAUUAUUAUUUUGCCUGCUGUCAAGUUAUUCUAAAAUUAGGAAGUAAUGAGCGUGGAUGCUUUGGGAAGCCCCGUGAUGGACCCUACGUUUUCCAAACGGAACACGGCGCUGAGAUUAGUUGACUUGGCAGGGGCUCACCACCAUCACCAUCAUCACCACCAUACCCCUCAGAGCGUGACAGGCUUCCCGGGGUUCAGCAGCCAUCCACACUCAAUGGCUCACUCGCACCCUGGGGAGAUUACUGCGGAACCCCGCCUGGGGCCGAGUCCAUUCGGGCCAGAACACAUGGGGCACUCCGCGGCCCUCAAAAUCAGCCCAGCCCAUCAUUAUCCCCACCACCAUCACCACCACCACAAUCAUCAUAUGGCAGGCCACAGUGAAGUGGUCUCCAGUCAAACGGGAGCUUUUGGCCCGGUUCAGGCGACAUCGGUCCCCUAUUCUAUGUCUCACACGGCCCAGGCUUUAUCUGCAGGUAGGGAUUUCCUCAUCCGGAGAGAUCUGACAGCUCAAGCCAUGCCAGUACUGACUGACCAGACUGCUGGUUCAGCCUCUCACCACGGAAUGUUUGUCUCAACAACAGGUAGCUAUCCCGGACACUAUGGUCAUCACCCUGACGCUGGGAACCAUACCCUCUUCUCCGGACUCCACCACGAGCAGCCUUCUAGCGGAUCACCGGGUGGCCAAACACUGAAUGGACAAAUAAGGUUAGGACUACCUGGAGAAAUGUAUGUUAGGUCUGAUCACUUGAGUCAAGUGGCAGGCUCCAGGGCUGAUCCGUUCUCUGCCUCGCCUUUGCAUGGCUACGGUGGUCUGAAUCUGAACAUGAAUCUUAGCGCUCACCACCACCACGGAGCCGGUGCCUUUUUCCGCUACAUGAGGCAGCCGAUAAAGCAAGAGCUGAUUUGCAAGUGGCUGGAGCCGGAGCACUCGCCGAAGAAACUUUGCUCCAAAACUUACAGCACCAUGCACGAACUCGUAACGCAUGUGACGGUAGAGCACGUUGGAGGACCAGAGCAAGCGAACCAUAUAUGUUUUUGGGAAGAGUGUCCCAGGGAAGGCAAACCGUUUAAAGCAAAAUACAAACUUGUAAAUCACAUUCGAGUGCACACCGGGGAGAAACCGUUUCCGUGUCCGUUCCCUGGUUGUGGGAAAGUGUUCGCAAGAUCCGAAAAUCUAAAGAUUCACAAAAGGACGCACACAGGUGAGAAACCCUUCAAAUGUGAAUUUGACGGCUGCGACAGACGCUUCGCCAACAGCAGUGACCGGAAAAAGCACUCGCACGUCCACACCAGCGAUAAGCCCUACAACUGCAAAGUGAGAGGCUGCGAUAAGUCCUACACACACCCCAGCUCCCUGAGGAAACACAUGAAGGUGCACUGCAAGUCCCCUCCGCCUAGCUCGGGCUAUGAGUCGUCCACUCCCUCCCUGGUCUCCCCUUCCUCAGACUUGGGCCGGGAACCAGGCGGCUCCUCGGUGUUGUCAGAGCCGGUGGGAGCCUCCCAGCCCGCGAAUUUAAGCGAGUGGUACGUCUGCCACAGCUCAGGUGCCAGCGGCGCCCAAACACCACCCAGCGGGCACUCUACACCGGACCCCGCAGACGAACCACCUUACAGAAACCCAGAACCGAGGGACGCUUUUUAACCCGGCUCAAGCUCACACACACACACACACACACACACACACACACACACACACACACA
Pundamilia nyererei is the source of this 1815-nucleotide messenger RNA. It is a transcript of the gene zic4, whose product is annotated as zic family member 4. Lineage: Eukaryota; Metazoa; Chordata; Actinopteri; Cichliformes; Cichlidae. The record is from RefSeq and is a predicted model, not a curated record. Gene Ontology annotation, cellular component: nucleus. Gene Ontology annotation, biological process: regulation of transcription by RNA polymerase II. Gene Ontology annotation, molecular function: RNA polymerase II cis-regulatory region sequence-specific DNA binding; DNA-binding transcription factor activity, RNA polymerase II-specific. Bases 161 to 1756 code for a protein of 531 amino acids. The transcript is spliced from 2 exons.